Molecule: messenger RNA, 1924 nt
Organism: Sesamum indicum (sesame)
Lineage: Eukaryota; Viridiplantae; Streptophyta; Magnoliopsida; Lamiales; Pedaliaceae
Molecular function (GO): S-adenosylmethionine-dependent methyltransferase activity
Source: RefSeq, a predicted model, not a curated record
GAACAAAAACAGUAACACUCCAUCAUUCAUUAUAGUUUUCCAAGGAAAAACAAAUGUCGUCAAUCGAAGAAGAGGAACUGCGUCGCCGGAAACUGGAAGAAGCCCUCGAAGUGAAAUCCCUCCGUCGUAUUAUCAGCGCCUAUCUCAACUAUCCUGAGGCUGCUGAGGAGGAUAUUAGAAGAUACGAAAGAUGCUUCAGGAGGCUUCCACUUGCCCACAAGGCGCUGUUGUCGCACCUUCCUCUGAAAUUUCAGAAACUUAGAUGGAGUGUCUCACAGAAUUCCUAUUUCAUAUUUGAAAUGCUUAAGGCUUUUGAUCCCCCUCUUGAUAUGAGUGCCGACAUUCACAUUUCUGAAGAUCAAGUUAUGGAGAAUUCUUCAGAUAACCAUCUUUUGUCUGGUGAGAGGAACCUUCUUCCUUGUCAGUCUGGCUCAAAUAGUGGCAAACUACGAUUGACUAAUGCUGAUGAACUUGGCUGUGGGGAAGGUAGCAUUGGAACAGAUGGGUCUCUCAAACAAGAAACUGUCAGUGAGAAAACAAAGGAGGAGAAAACUGAAUCUCUGAACAACAAUGUGGGGUGCUCAGGAGGCAUCAAUUGUAACGGAGAGAUAGAUGCUGUUAACAAUGGUUGUGAGGACGUCAACAAUUCUCUGCCAUUACCUUCUACGCAUGAUUGUCAUGGACAUGUAUCCUCAUCAUCACCAGAUUGGUUGGACCCAUCCUUACAGUUUCAUGUUCCUUUAGUUGAUGUGGAUAAGGUGCGGUGCAUCAUAAGGAACAUUGUCAGGGAUUGGGCCGCUGAGGGUCAGCAAGAACGUGAUGAGUGCUAUACACCAAUCCUUAAAGAACUUGAACGACUUUUUCCACAUCGUUCUAGAAACAGUCCUCCUGCAUGUUUAGUUCCUGGAGCUGGACUUGGAAGGUUAGCAUUAGAAAUCUCAUGUUUGGGUUUUAUAAGCCAGGGAAAUGAGUUUUCUUACUAUAUGAUGAUAUGCUCCAGUUUUAUACUAAACCAUGCUCAAAUUGCUGAGGAGUGGACCAUAUAUCCAUGGAUACACAGUAAUUGCAAUUCACUUUCAGAUGAUGACCAGCUUCGCCCUGUUUCAAUUCCAGAUAUUCAUCCAGCUAGUGCAGGGAUUACUGAAGGCUUCUCAAUGUGUGGGGGUGAUUUUGUUGAAGUAUAUAAUGAUCCAAGCCAAGUAGGAGUCUGGGAUGCAGUUGUGACAUGUUUCUUUAUUGAUACGGCACACAACAUUGUUGAAUAUAUUGAAAUUAUCUCAAGAGUUCUAAAAGAUGGGGGUGUCUGGAUAAAUUUGGGGCCCUUGCUUUAUCAUUUUGCGGAUAUGUAUAAUCAGGAAGAUGAGAUGUCAAUUGAGCUGAGCUUGGAAGAUGUUAAGAGGGUUGCCUGUCAUUUUGGAUUUGAGAUGGAGAAGGAAUCAACAAUUGCCACAACUUACACAACAAACGCAAGAUCGAUGAUGCAGAACCGAUAUUAUGCGGCAUUUUGGACCAUGAGGAAGAAACCUCUUCCACAGAGAGAGAACAGGUCAUGACAUUAUUUAUUGUCUGCCAUAAAUUAUUUAACUAGCUGAAAAAUCAUACGCAGUUGUGGUCAAAGGCAGUGCACAUGAAAAGCUUUAUUCUGAGUUUUCUCAUUUUGUAUUGAACUCGAACUUUUGUUUAGUAUAGUUAGGAAUGUGAAACUCAAGAUGAAUGUAACUGAACUUUUUCAUUUCACUUCUGUUGGUGAUUAGUUUUCAUGUACUCGUAUUAUCUAUAAGGGAUAGAUUGUAGUGCUGUCAAAUAUAGAUUAUUACUUUGAUGCUGUGGAGUGGUUGUCAUAUGCAUCAAAUUGGAUAGAGGAUGACCAUAUGCUGUUAUAAUUUCAGGCAAGCCUGUGAACAAUGUAGAUAUUGUUUCUUUC